Molecule: messenger RNA, 1127 nt
Organism: Cydia strobilella
Lineage: Eukaryota; Metazoa; Arthropoda; Insecta; Lepidoptera; Tortricidae
Gene: Alg14
Product: UDP-N-acetylglucosamine transferase subunit ALG14 homolog
Exons: 2
Coding region: 159-800 (213 amino acids)
Biological process (GO): dolichol-linked oligosaccharide biosynthetic process
Cellular component (GO): UDP-N-acetylglucosamine transferase complex
Molecular function (GO): N-acetylglucosaminyldiphosphodolichol N-acetylglucosaminyltransferase activity
Source: RefSeq, a predicted model, not a curated record
CAACUUCAUAUCAUAACAUAACCUUACUUUAUAUUGUUGCAUACUUUGAUCCCCCUGAUCAAAACAACAAUAAAACGAUACUAUCUCAUCUCAUUCAAACAAGGUGACCUUACUUUAACUGAAUGCGUUCUGUUAUUUAAAGAUUUUAAAAUUUGGACAUGGAAGUGAUUUAUCUGGGAUUAGCUAUACCAGCAGCAGUGGCUACAUUCAUUGUUUCAAGAGCUCUUUAUUUGAUUAUACAAAUACUCUCUUCAACUUGUCACUUAGAAAAACAUGCAUCUUUACGUACUAUUCUGUGCAUCGGAUCUGGUGGGCAUACAACAGAAAUGCUUCGCCUAUCAAAAAAGUUAGAUUUACAUAAAUAUCAAGAUCGCUUGUACAUAGUUGCCGACAGUGACACCAGUAGUGAAAUAAGAGUACAUAAAUCAAUUGAGAAAGGCACAAACUACACUAUUAGUAAAAUACCUAGAAGUAGAAAUGUUAAGCAGUCAUAUAUUACGUCUGUAUUAAGUACUUUAUAUGCUACUAUAUACACAGUUCCAAUUGUGUAUACAUUCAAACCAGAUGUUAUUUUUUGUAAUGGCCCUGGUACAUGUAUACCUAUUUGUGUAGUUGCUUUUAUAUUACGCUGUAUACUUGUAUUAGACUGUAGGAUAGUGUUUGUAGAAAGCAUUUGUAGAGUAAGAACCUUGUCAUUGUCAGGCAAGAUUUUACAAUAUUUUGCAGAUGUAAUAGUUGUUCAAUGGCCUUCAUUACGAGAUGUUUGUCCUAGAGCUAAAUAUUAUGGAAGGCUGACAUGAAUAACAUGUUGAAUCUCUUUUAGUGUUGUGUAAUUGUUCAAUUUGAAUCUUAGAGGAUACAACCAAACGGAGUAGCCAUUAACAGGCGUUCCCCUCUGUUGAAAAUAGGUGGCACAGUGUAUGGACUGACGUUUUUAUCUGACAUGGCUAUUUUUACAUUACAUAUACAUUUGACGUGCCCCUCCCCCGCAAAAAUCGGCACUGUUUUGUACAGAAAAUUGCAGACAAGGUGUUUUAGUUUGGUUAUAUCCUCUAAGAUUUGAAUGAACAAACUCACUACUCUUAACCUCCUUGCUUAAACAAUAAAGUUUAUAUUUUAGCAGAUUA